Molecule: messenger RNA, 633 nt
Organism: Polypterus senegalus (gray bichir)
Lineage: Eukaryota; Metazoa; Chordata; Cladistia; Polypteriformes; Polypteridae
Exons: 2
Coding region: 1-633 (210 amino acids)
Biological process (GO): sterol biosynthetic process
Cellular component (GO): endoplasmic reticulum
Molecular function (GO): sterol 24-C-methyltransferase activity
Source: RefSeq, a predicted model, not a curated record
AUGUUGCUCAAUAAACUGACUCAGCAGCUUGGACACCCUACACAGUCAUUGAUUGGCUGGCUGGUAAAAAGAUUUCUGGAGAAGAAAAAUUGGGUCUUAGAAGCAAAUGCAGCAAAGCUGGCACAGAUCCAGCCCAAUAACACAGUUUUGGAAGUGGGCUUUGGACCCGGUUUGGGGCUCCAGGAAGCUCUCCGUUACCUCACUGACUCUAAUGGUAAGCUGUAUGGACUUGACUACUCUGAAUACAUGUACAAAAUGGCCACUAGGCGACUCCAGGAGCAGAUAGCUUCAGGAAAAGUACAGCUUAUACUGGGCAGCGUGGAGGACAUCCCACUACCAGACUGCAGUGUGGACAGAGUGUUUCACUGCAAUUGUUACUACUUCUGGCCAGACCUCAAGAAGUGUUCUGCGGAACUGCACAGAGUGAUGAAAUCAGAAGGACUUAUGGUUGCCACCGUCAACUUGGCUUAUAUCAAAAAGAAUGUCUCCAAGGGAUUGUUGCAAGGGAAAACAUGGCAACCUGAAAUCUACAUGGAUGCUAUACUGGCCACUGGCUUCAAAGAUGUUCACAUAAAGGACAUGGAACAUAGAAACUUCAAGUAUAAGGCCAUUUUCGCUACUGCAUCCAAAUAA